Messenger RNA from Periconia digitata, 475 nucleotides. The record is from the annotation of a GenBank genome assembly. Lineage: Eukaryota; Fungi; Ascomycota; Dothideomycetes; Pleosporales; Periconiaceae.
UUUGUUUCGUGAUCAUAAUCAACCCUCGAAUCACUCCGAACACCGACUUUCAUACACCCAACAACGUAAGCCAAUUCUCCCAUUUUUGUGCUCCUCCUUUCCUCUGCCACAAUGCUCUCCGACUAACAUAGUCUCGCCAGACUACAACAUGGCACCCUCCCGAGCUAUGAGCACCCUUCCCUUCUAUUGUGGCGCACGCGCAUAUUUCCACCACACCUACUUAUCAACUUCAUGCCGCACUAUCUUCACCCAGCAUGCUCCAAUUGCGCAGCCAUUGAGAACACACCGUUUGCUUCUUUCGACCCUACCGAUGCCCCGAGCGCCUCACAUGCCCGCAUCCUCGCCAUUGUUGAGAUCAUAUUCGACAGCGAUACCCGAACCGCCAGACCAUCUGAACGAGCGCGAACUACACGUUUUCAAUAAAAUCCGGGACGCUCUAGAACCGGUUCAACUUGAGGUAUGCGUUGUCCGUUGA